AAAAGACGCAUUUACAUAUACUGUAGCUGUGUUCCAUCUCCGUCGUUAUGUGGCUUUAUCCACUAUAACCGUUUCAGUUAAUGUGUAUGUUUGUAUUUAAGCUGCUGGUUUGGACAAUUAAAUCAUAUAUUUUAAACAGCCAAAUGCUUUCUACUCUCAUAAACGGAACACAAACGUAGCUAAUGAAAUCGCUGGCGAUGUCUGCAGAACCAUGCGGGAUUGAGCUGCAACAGUCGACCAUGUACAUUUGGGAGGGCCUGAAGUAUUAAUGUUUUCUGAGAAGAUGCACCCGUCUCUGCGUAGCGUGAGUGAAGGCAAAGCAAUGGAUUCCAGUUCGGAUCUGGGCGAUCAAGAGGCCUGCCCAGAACGUGAGCAGGAAAGUCAGCUGCUCGGCCUCCCGCUAAAGCUGCGCCAGCGGCUGAUGCCUUUCCAGAGGGAGGGAGUCAAAUUUGCACUGGCCAGAGAUGGACGGUGUAUGAUUGCGGAUGAGAUGGGGCUUGGAAAGACGGUCCAGGCUAUCUCAGUGGCCUACUUGUACAGGAAGGAGUGGCCCCUGCUCAUUGUAGUCCCUUCCUCUCUCAAGUACCCCUGGAUUGAGGAGAUGGAAAAGUGGAUCCCUGAGCUGAACCCAGGUGACAUUAACCUAGUGGAGAACAAGAUGGACGUCUCGGGCAUCGGCAGCAGUAAGGUCACUAUUCUGGGGUAUGGGCUGCUCACCACAGACGCCCAGGUGCUGGUGGGGGCCCUCGCCAGGCAGGACUUCAGGGUGGUGGUGGUGGACGAGUCCCAUUACCUGAAGUCCAGGAACGCGGCCCGCAGCAAGCUCCUGGUGCCCCUGAUCCAGAAGGCUCGCAGGGCCCUGCUGCUGACAGGCACCCCGGCGCUGGGGCGGCCUGAAGAGCUUUUCAUGCAGAUUGAUGCUCUGUAUCCCAGAAGAUUCGGAACAUGGUCAGACUAUGCCAAGCAAUAUUGUAAUGCCCAUUACAGGUUUUUUGGGAACCGUCGGCAGUGGGACUGUCGAGGCGCGUCCCACCUGGAGGAGCUGCACCAGCGGCUCAAUGAGAUCAUGAUCCGCCGGCUCAAAGCGCAGGUCCUCACCCAGCUCCCCCCCAAAAUCCGCCAGCGCAUCCCGUUCGACCUUCCCAAAGAGGGAGCCAAGGAAGCGCACGCCAGCUUCGAGGAAUGGGAGAAGCUGAUGCGGAAGCUGGGCUCUGGGAGUGACGACAACCCCUUCGUGGAAGUGAUGGGGCUCAUCACACGCAUGUACAAACAGACGGCCAUCGCCAAGGCGGGGGCCGUGAAGGACUACAUCAAAAUGAUGCUGGAUAACGAGAGGCUGAAGUUCCUGGUGUUCGCGCACCACCUCACCAUGCUGCAGGCGUGCACCGAGGCCGUCAUCGAGGCCAAGGCGCGGUACAUCCGAAUCGAUGGGAGCGUCCCGUCAUCCGAGAGAAUCCACCUGGUUCACCAAUUCCAGAAUGAUCCGGAAACGCGGGUGGCCGUCCUCAGUAUUCAGGCUGCGGGACAGGGCCUGACGUUCACCGCUGCCACGCACGUGGUGUUCGCAGAGCUCUACUGGAACCCCGGCCACAUGAAGCAGGCGGAGGACCGCGCCCACAGAAUCGGCCAGACCAGCUCCGUGCACAUCCACUACCUCAUCGCCAAGGGGACCUUCGACACCAUCAUGUGGGGCAUGCUGAACAGGAAGGAGACAGUAACCGGCAGUACCUUAAACGGGAGGAAGGAGUACCUGAAGGCCGAUCUCGGGGACAAGGAGAAGUGGGACUUCCUGAACUUCGCCGACGCAUGGACGCCCAGCGAGGCUGUGGUACAGGAAGUCAAAGACAACGACGGCGUGUUUUUCUCCCACUUUGAGAAGGACAGGCAGCACGACAUUCGCAAGUUUUUCUCGCCGAGCUCAUCCAAGGAGAAGAAGAGGAGGAGAACCGAGGAGGAGGGCUCGCCCCUCCCAUCGUCUGAGAUGGGGGAAGAGCGAGGGGAUCUUGCGGUCCGAAAAUCAGAGGGACAGAGUCUGGAGGGGGACGUUGACGCUCGUCUGGAGGGGCCAGAAGAUGAUGAGGACUUUGCCCCCCUGAACAAAAAGAUUCGGUUUGCGAGCCCCCAGCAGCCCGCGGGGAGGAAGAGGAGGUCCCUGACGGGGAAGGCCUCCCCGCUGCCCACGCUGGCUUCGCUGGCCCCCCGUCGGUUGUCGGAGGGAGGCCGACCACCUCCAGCGAACGUGGUGAAGGAGUGGAGCUGUGGAGCCUGCACCUACGCAAACAGCGCCCUCCUGUCCUACUGCGAGAUGUGUGCCACGCCAUGCCCUGAUGGAGCCGCCAGCAGUGGCUCCAGCAGCACUUCAGGGGCCGGCUGGCCCACAGCCCCAGCACGCCCGUGUGUGGUGAUCUCCAGCUCUGACGGCGAGCCGGACCCCAGCCCCAGCCCCGGCCCCUGCCCCUGCCCCAGCCCCUGCCCCAGCCCCGGCCUCCCGUCCCGGGCACCAGGGCAGGAGGAAUCAGAAGCGGAGAGAGGAGGAAAGUCGGAGGAAGACGGGCGUGAGAGGAUGGACUCGCCAGGAGAGAGCUCAGCAUCCCACAGCAUUGCCGAUGACGAGAGCGUCUGCGAUCCUGCCCAUAGCAGCCUCCCCCUGUACGAAAGCCUGCAGUUCUGUGCCAGCUGCAACUCAGACCGGAUCUACCUCUACACCAAGGAGGGCAGUCCACUGAACUGCAACUUCAUCCCCAUGGACAUCAAACUGGACAGCUGGGAGGACCUGUCAGAGGCUUUCCAACGGCGGGAAAACAGGCGGCAGGUGCUGCAGUUCGUGCGCGAGUGGAGCACCCUGACGUCUAUGAAACAGAGGGUGGUGCGUCGGAGCAGACGCCUGUUCCACAGCCCCAUCCUGGCCCUGAGUGACAUCACCAGUGGCCAGCGCAGGCAGAGCAUCACCAAGAGGUACCUCACCAAAGAGGACGUGGCCGAGGCGUCCCUGAGCCGGGCCCAGAAGGACGGGGGCACCGUCCGAACCGUCGCCAAGGAGGCCUUCUUCACCAAGAGGACACCCGCCAAGAUGGCCGACUCCGUACCGGUCAACAGAGAGGAACAGAGCUCUGGCCCCGCUCCGGAGGCCGGGUACCUGCAGGCUGUGGACAGCGAGGGCUCCCCCCUGUGCCUGCAGUGCCAGCGGCCCUGCGGGGAGGGCAGUUCCUGGGACGGGCGUUUCUGCGGCCGGGCGUGUCAGGAGGAGUUCCAGGUGCGCUCCAGCCAGGCGUACAUGCGCAUGCGCGUGCUGGAGACGGAGCACGGCGUGUGCCAGACCUGCGGCCUCCAGGCCCACCAGCUCUUCCAGUCUGUACGCGACGCCCCGCCCGACUGCAGGAAGGAGAUGCUGGAGAACACCUGGCUGUCCCAGCUUCCUCUCAGACAGCUCAAUGAGAUGAUUCGUAGCCCUGCGGAGGGCCAGUUUUGGCAGGUAGACCACAUCCGGCCGGUCUACAGUGGGGGAGGCCAGUGUUCCCUGGAAAACCUGCAGACUCUGUGCACAGUCUGUCAUCGAGAGAGGACCACCCAACAAGCCAAGGAGAGGAGCCAAAUGAAGAAAGGACUGGCUGCCUUCAAGGUGGCGUCGGACAUCACCCGGUUCUUUAUCAAGAAGUGAGGAUUCCCAGCAAUGGGGCGCCCCCGCACCCUGCGAUUCCCCCGAAUCUGUCACUGUCACGCCUCCAUUCUCCGCUCGCCAACAUGACAACGUCUCCACGCUCCCCUCCACCACCGCCUCCAACACACCACCACCAGGGCUCUCGCGUCUCAUUUACGCUCACGGUCCAGGAGCGGAGGAGCUUUGGCAGGGGCCUGCCUCUCCUUUCCAAGGUCACCGUACAGUAAACUAGAGGCAGCAGUGCUGGAUGGAGCAGCAUAAAGCCCCUAAUCCACAGCCAUCCUCCGCACAAUCACAUCUUCCGCUUCGAAGUGAUUUACGACCGAGCGGAGGGGUCUAGGAGGGACAGUGAAAAAUGGGAGAUCCUUUUCACGUCUUUAGGAAAUGCAAACAAGAGGUCUUUUAACUGAUGACUGGGACACGACGGAGGCGAACGCGCGCCACGCUUGACACGGAGGCGCCGACUGCCUGCCGACGGCACCGCUUACACCUUCAAACGCAAACACUUCUCAUUAGCCAAUGCGCAAUCUAUCAGUUUCCAGCUACCGCCACCUUUCAGCGGAGGAAAUGUUUGUGUGUUGGAGGAUUAAAGGCUCGUAAGAUGGCACCCUCUCCACCACCGGGUUUUCUGUCGCGACUUUCAAGCUCGCACACCGAUCUCAACACAUCCAUCUACGCUUGACGUGUGUUUCUCGCAAGUAAACUCGAGAUGGGGGGGAGAAGAGCCGAAAGUUACUAUGGAAACGGACUGUGCUGAGUGAUAAGCUGUGCUGAGAAUAUUAAAUUGUUUCGCAGCUCACUUUCUGUUUAUAGAAAUGCUACAGGACAGGCUGGCUAACAGCACCCAGUCAAACUGUGAACAGCUCUCCUGCAGUGUGCUUCACUGCGCUCGCCCAUGUUCCAAAUUGUUUUUCUUUUAAAAUGUCUGGAGCUGAACAGAAUUAUAUUAAUAAACAUUUGAAGUUUAAAAAAAAAAAAAAAAAAAAACAUGUUUUCCCUACUUCUGAUUCCAAUUAACUGGCGCUUAAUUAGAACAGUGAUAGGUGUGAAAAUUGGGAUUUGAUUAAAACAUUGCACUUGCCGUGUUUGCGGAUUGCUGUGUAAUCCUGUGUGCAUCCAAGUCAUUUCAAGGACUCUUUGUCCAAGUAAGUAACCUGCAUUGGCUCAGACCACCUCUCUUGAAGCAUCUCCAAUGCGGAGAGACUCUAGGCGAAUUUCCCAGAAACUUUGAAGAGCUUCAUUAUUUUUGCUGAGACAACAAACAACCAAAUAGGCCUUGGACAGACUCAAGCAGAAUACCCUGUCCCCAUGGUUCAAAAGGAAACAACAAACACUUUGUGUUGAAACCUGCCUGCCUUGUUUGCCGGGAAAUCACAUUCUGCAGAGAAUAAAGGGAAUAAUUGUUCUUUGCUUUUAUUUUUUUUGCCGUUGAGUGUUUGCCUGGCAGUUCUCGGUUCAGAUGUUCAGAUAAAAAGUGUAUAAAUUAUAUUGAUUAUAGAUUUAAAUAAUAGUGGAUGACGCUCUAACCUUGCAUUAGCGGCACAUUCUCACUUGCUGUUUAAUUCCUCCUGCCUUUCUCUUUCAUGCUUUCUGUGUCUCCUUGUUUAUUCUGUACUGUCUUAUGCCUUCAUCUUUUUCUAUAAUUGACAGUACCAUUGCAGCUCAACUAUGGUACUGCAUCUCCGUUGAAUAACAUUAUAUACUUUUUAUGAUUGUAGAUUUUUGUACUUGUUCAGUUAAUGGGAUGUUGUCACAUAUGGUCCUUGCAGCCGGCUAAUGUUUGAAUAAAAACCUUAGCCACUUACACCUUCAAAAUCAAAUCCAUUUUAUUUGUAUAGCGCUUUUUAAUGAGAACUUCCUGAAAGGCACUUAAGGAACUGAAGGAAAAUUGGGCACAUUCAAAAUGGAAACCAUUUUUAAGAUUGUUGCCACAAGAUAUCUCGUGUGACUUAUGAAUAGUAGCAUAUACUGCAAAAGCUUUCAGACCCUUGAUCAAUUUUCACAUUAUACAUUUUUGUUGUAAUGAAU
Molecule: messenger RNA, 5686 nt
Organism: Conger conger (European conger)
Lineage: Eukaryota; Metazoa; Chordata; Actinopteri; Anguilliformes; Congridae
Gene: zranb3
Product: zinc finger, RAN-binding domain containing 3
Exons: 21
Coding region: 269-3658 (1129 amino acids)
Biological process (GO): replication fork processing; DNA repair
Cellular component (GO): nuclear replication fork
Molecular function (GO): nucleic acid binding; ATP-dependent chromatin remodeler activity; ATP binding
Source: RefSeq, a predicted model, not a curated record